Messenger RNA from Oenanthe melanoleuca, 3798 nucleotides. It is a transcript of the gene RGMB, whose product is annotated as repulsive guidance molecule BMP co-receptor b. The record is from RefSeq and is a predicted model, not a curated record. NCBI's taxonomy places the organism in Eukaryota, Metazoa, Chordata, Aves, Passeriformes, Muscicapidae. Gene Ontology annotation, cellular component: plasma membrane. Gene Ontology annotation, molecular function: coreceptor activity. The coding region runs from base 209 to 1627 and encodes 472 amino acids. The transcript is spliced from 4 exons. Gene Ontology annotation, biological process: BMP signaling pathway.
UGUGCGCGUCGCGUCACGUCGCGCUGCCGCCGUUGCGGCCGUGCUGCUGGAGCAGAGGGAGGCGCGGGCAGCAGCGAGCAGCCGGAGGAGGAGGAGGAGGCGGCGGAGGGGGAAGCAGUGUGGAGAACGCCGUCCGCCCGCCCGCUCCGCCGCCGCCUCAUGCCGCGGCGCCGUCCUGCCGCCGGCCCGGGGACCUGCAUGGCCGGGCAUGGGGAGCGCUGCGCCCUCCCGCGCCCCCAGGGCUGAGUCGCCGCUCGCCGCCGUCCAGCGGCUGCUCGCCGCGCUGGGGCUGCUGCUGCUGGGCGCAGGUGACUGUCAGCUGCACACAUCUUGUGGAAUCCAGAAGUGCACUACUGAUUUUGUAUCCUUCACUUCACAUCUAAACGCGGCUCUUGAGGACUUUGAUCGGGAGUUCUGCAAGGCCCUGCGGGCGUACUCUGUGUGUACCUAUCGCAAUUCCAAAGUGUGCCGUGGAAACCUGGUCUACCACGCUGCAGUGCUUGGGAUCGGUGAUCUCAUGACCCAGAGAAACUGUACCAAAGACGGACCCACAUCCUCCACCAACCCUGAAACUGCCCGUGAUCCUUGCAGUUACAGUGGCCACACAGAAGCGAGAGAGCAUCACGGGGGAGACAAGACUCCUCCUACCUACCUGUUUUGUGGCUUGUUUGGGGAUCCUCAUCUGAGAACUUUUAAGGAUCACUUCCAGACAUGCAAAGUGGAAGGUGCUUGGCCCCUCAUAGACAAUAACUACUUAUCAGUGCAAGUGACCAAUGUGCCUGUGGUCCCAGGAUUCAGCGCUACUGCUACAAACAAGAUAACUAUUAUCUUCAAAUCGUACCAAGACUGUACAGAUCAGAAAGUAUAUCAGGCAAUGACCGAUGACUUGCCUGCAGCUUUUGUUGAUGGCACAACAAGUGGAGGAGAUGGCAACACCAGGAGCUUGCACAUUGUGGAGAAGGUCAGCGGCAAAUACAUCGAGAUGCAUGCCAGGUACAUCGGGACCACGGUGUUCGUCCGGCAGCUCGGGCGCUACCUGACGCUGGCCAUCAGCAUGCCCCAGGAGCUGGCCAUGGCCUACGGGGAGAGCCAGGACCUGCAGCUGUGCGUGCAAGGCUGCCCUUCCAGCGAGCGCAUUGAUCAGAGUGGCCACUUGCCUUUGCCUGUCGUGGGAAAGCUGCUUCCCUGGGGUGCUGUGUCUCAUCCCCCGUUAGGGUACACACUGGAAACAGCCACCACCAAAUGCCACGAGAAGAUCCGCGUGAAGGACAUUUAUUUUUACUCGUGUGUAUUCGAUCUGCUCACCACUGGCGAUGCCAACUUCACAGCUGCUGCUCACAGUGCCUUGCAGGAUGUGGAGGCACUGCACCCCAGCAAAGAGCACUGGCAUAUCUUUCCCAGGAGUGGAGCUGGUGGUGUGGGCAGGGAUGGCAAGUUCUUUGUCAGUCUUGGACUUCUGUGCUUGAUCCUUGUUGCAUAUUUGCCCUCCAGUUAUCUGUGUCAUAGAAGGCUACAUAUUUAUAUUUUUUCAUGCUUGGAAACCCAACAAUGUACCAGUCUUUGCAAAAUGUUUUCUGUGUGGUUCAUCAAUAUACCAGUAAGUAUUUGCGUGUAUGUAAAAGAGUGACUGUACAGUAUGUAAAUAUCUUAAAUUAUUAUGAUAGAAGAAUAGUUGCCCCCCCUCCCGCUGAGGAAAAUCAGUAAGGUGGGACGCACAGAAAUUGGGGAUGUAGACCACGUACUUGGCAGGUAAUCUAUAAAUAAAUUCUCAGUUUGUCUCCUAGCCAAAUAGGAUGGAUAGGAUAUUGGUUAGGAAUGUGCUGAAUACAGUUGUUAUACUUCUUGCAGAUGCUUGUUUCCUUCUGCUGUAUAAGAUGUGUAAAUUUAUAACCAGCAGCUGCAAACCAGGCCAGUUUAUUGAAAGAGAUGAGGAAACUAAGAUAAGGAACUAUUCCCUCAGGAUGCCAGUUGUACAGUUCCUUUGUAGUGUUUGCAAAAAUACUUGCAAGAACUUUAACACAGGGAUCUGUAUUACUGCUGCAUCCCUCCUGAGAGGCAUUAUAAAAAUCCUCAAGUUACUGGAGAACUCUCAGACCAGAAGAACCCUGGAACAGAAAAUUACUUUCUUCAAAACUGAAGAAGAGGUGGUGAAAUCUGAAUAAAUGAUACAGAAGAGUCCACAAGAUUACAGAAACUUAGUGUAAGGAGAUUAUCUGCUAAGUAUAUAUGGAGUAUUUCAGCUGCAAGGCUGUUCACGCAGCAUGAGGUAAAUUGAAAGUGCCAAAACUUAAAAGAGGUUAUGUCAGAUACGUAUGAAGAAAUACACCUAAUAAACCCAAUCACAACUGUGAGUAUUGCUUCACUAAGCUUGUAUUAUGGAUACAAGUUCAGGUGUGUGAGAAAUAAUCUUAUCUGGAAGAUGUAUCAGUGAAAUGAGUUGUGGAAAUUUCUGUAGGUGCAAAAGGAGCUUUAAAUAUAUAUAUAUAUAUAUAUAUAUAUAUAUAUAUAUAUAUAUAUGUUUACUGUACACAGAAGGCUGCUGUCAUACUUGUAGCAGCUUACUCACAGGUGCCAGUAACACCACAAGCUUUGCAGACAGCUGUGUAAUGUGACCAUCAGUAUUUUAAAACAACAGCCAGUCAGCCAUUACUGAUGCUAUCUGUUGGCUGGCCUUUGUCUUAAGCUACCCUUGGAUAUUAGUGGCUUACUCAGGAGGGUUUUUUAAGUAUCUUCUAGAGCACUCCUAACCAUAUGCUAACAGAGCUUCUAAUAACAGAUGGUGAUAGUUCCUUGGUAGUUGUGGAAUCUCAUCACUUCCUUAGUAAGCAUGUUGCAGGACUGCAGAGACUGUGUGCCUAAUCCUUUAUUUUGUGUGUACAGGAGGCUCCUAAACAGGGAUAUUAGAAAAAGAAAUAAUAGGCUCAGUUGCAUGUCAAACCAAAAAUUCUUUUUUUUUUUUUCUUCCUGGAAAACCUAUCUGGAAGAAAAAUCUGUAUUGAGUAUCUGUUAAGUGCAACACAUCCAAAGAGUACAAUUUUUUUGUUCUUGUGGUCCAGUUACAGACCUUCAAUAUUGCAUUUCCUUUCAUACUGCUGCUGUGCUGCCAGAAAAUAAAUCACCAAUUAUUUAUGUUCUUCUACUUUAGCAUUAUAACUACCAUGCAUUUGUUUUAUGAGUUUUGAGGCUGUGCAAGUGUCUGUUUACUUAUAUAUGCUCCAAAAUGAAGCAAGAAAUUCUGCAAGCUUUGUACUGCCUAAUGAGUUUCAUUAGUGGACAUGUUUUGAAAAAAAGCCUGGGAGUCUCAUGGCUUUCUUCUCUUCUGAGAAGAGACACACAGCACAGUUUAAAAUCUUGCAUUUGUUUUCUUCCUGUAAGAACAGCUGUGGUCUUUCACACUGAAAUGUUCAUGCUGUUUAAUGAUACAAAUUCUUUUCUGUCUUUCCUUGUUCCAGCUAGAAGACUGCUAGCUAUACAAUGUCCAAAUAGGACUAGUGACAAUUCCCUUUUUUUAGCAGGUAUUCUGUGUUUUUUACAAGAUAAGCAUUCUCUGUAUUGUGCUGCUGCUUUUUUUCAACUGUAUUCAAGACAAACAGGCAUUGUGGGGAUCAGUGUUGUCCGUUAGAUUUUCAGUUCUCAUUAAUUACCUUUUUAUGGAGAGUAAAAUAGCCACAGGUCAAGUACAAGUGUGCAAGUAAGUUUGUGGUGCUGAUGUUAGACAGUUGCAUCUGAUCUGAUUCAGAAUUCUUUAUGUUUGUAACUAAAGUUUGUUGACAUUAAAAGCUGCUAUUAGUAAAUUAA